Messenger RNA from Hyposmocoma kahamanoa, 600 nucleotides. RefSeq lists its product as uncharacterized. Bases 1 to 600 code for a protein of 199 amino acids. The record is from RefSeq and is a predicted model, not a curated record. The transcript is spliced from 2 exons. Lineage: Eukaryota; Metazoa; Arthropoda; Insecta; Lepidoptera; Cosmopterigidae.
AUGUGCCAUAUUUUAUCUGCUGAAUACAAACUGGAAUGUGGAGUAAGCAGGGGGAUUAUUUCACCGAAGCUAUUUAACCUGUACGUUAACGAGCUGAUAGGCGGGCUCAGCAGCAUGCAUGCAAGAUGUUACGUGGGAAGCACUUGUAUAAAUAACUUAAACUAUGCUGAUGACAUGGUGCUGCUUAGCCCGUCGGUCAAUGCGUUCACGCAGAUGCUUGAGACUUGUAAGGAGCAUGCCAUGGUACAUGGAUUAGAAUACAACCCGGAGAAAAGCGAGGUCAUGGUGUUUAAGGCGGGUAAAAUUAAACCGUAUUAUAUUCCUCCUAUUAUGUUAAAUAGACUUCCGUUGAAGGUCACAGAUAAAGUAAAGUAUCUUGGUCAUAUUUUAACAAGUGAUCUCAACUAUGAUCUGGAUGUUAAAAGACAGCGCAGGGCGUUGGCGCUUCCAGGCCAUCAUACGCAAAAAGAUUGUCUCGCUGAUGAGUCGCGUGAGGCUCAGUACUACAGUAUUCUAAAUGCUAUAGCGGGAAGGUAUGAUUGUCCUAUCCUGAAACAUUGGAUAGUGCAAGUUAAGGGCGUAGCCCAGUUUGAAACAUAA